ACCUACAUCCCCUGUGUCUUAUUUUCAACCUUCUUUUUUAUUUUUUACUUCAGAAAAGAGCCGGCGACAAUAAAUUAAUGCAUUGUGGACAUAAAGAUAAUUACAUUUAUAUUACAAUCAUUUUGUAGACGCUGUUCUUAAGAGUAUCACAGUUACUGCUAGCCUGGAGAACUUCAAUUGUUCCAGUUGUCCAAUCCCCUACAAACAAACUUGUCGGACGAGUUUGCACUCUGAUUGCCUGCGCAAACGCCGAGGUCUCAAUUGAGAUUGCGUUCACCUGGUACAGGCUGGGCGUCCGUGGUCUCGUCUUUCGUCUUUGAGGAUUACUCCCUGAAAAAGAAUGGAAAUGAAGAUGAAAUCCAAGGGUUUCUCGGUAUUACUUUUAAUAUUUUAUAUAGGGUUUGUACUUAACAAACCUUCCUCAUUGUCCUGUCCCAGUGGUCAAUUCGUACUGGAAAACCAAUGUGUUGGAUGUCAUCCCACCUGCACCGAAUGUUUCGGUCACGAGCUCUUCGAAUGUACAGCCUGCGGAGUAGAUGAAGACGGGUCGGAGCGAUUCCUCCACCAGUGGCGCUGUCGUCUCCACUGCCCCCGGGGGUUCUACCCCGACAGGGGCCUGUACGCCUGCGAGCCCUGCAUGCCCAACUGCGAGCUGUGUGCCGACGCCCACAUCUGCGCCAAGUGCACGGAGAACUACAAGCUCCAGCGGGGGCUGUGCCAGAAGGCUGACUGCGAAGAGGGCCAGGUGGCAGACCCUGAGAGAGGGGAGUGCAUUGACUGUGAGAUGGGCUGCAAAACCUGUUCACCAGAUGAGCCAGAACUGUGCAGCAGCUGUGUGGCCGGCUACUUUCUGUACAGGCAGCAGUGUCGCCGCCAUUGUCCGCAGAAGACCUUCGAGGACGGGGACAGCGGCACGUGCGUCCGCUGCCCCGAACCGUGCGCCGACUGCCGGAGCAAGACGCUGUGCCUGUCCUGCCAGGACGAGCACUUCCUGUCCAAGGACGGCUGCGUGAAGCAGUGCCCAGGCGGGAGCUUCAGGGACACCAGCAGCUGGCGCUGCCAGGCGUGCCACAGCUCGUGCCAGGCCUGCCAUGGCCUGCAGGCGCGGGACUGCGACAUGUGCCCCGACGGGAACCUCCCUCUGUACGGGCAGUGCCCCACCGUCAGCUGCCUGCAGGGGCAGUACUACGAUGGGAUGGACAGCGAGUGCCACUCAUGUGACGUCUCCUGCAAGACGUGCUUUGGGCCCCAGGCUCUCGACUGCUCUGCCUGCUUUACAGGCUACUUCCUGGAUCAGGAGGGCUCCUGUGUGGAGCACUGCCCCCCCGGAUACUUUGCGAACUCUGGCACUGGCCUGUGCGAGGCGUGCUCCCCAAACUGCCAGACCUGCGAGGAGACCAGCGACCGGUGCCUGAGCUGCAAGAAGGGAAACUACAGACUGUUUCUCCACCAGGGGGCGUGCUGGUCCAACUGCCCUGAGGGCUUCUUCGAGAGCGCGGAGGGCACGUGCCGGGCCUGCGACAGCCCGUGCCUCACCUGCGACGAGACGGGGUCCCAGUGCCUGUCCUGCGCGCCGGGGCGCUACCUGGAGGAGGGCCGCUGCGCCGCGAACUGCUCCCUGAGGAGCUACGCGGCCGAGGACGGCAGCUGCAGGCGCUGCGGAGCCCACUGCGAUGCCUGCGCAGACGCACGCAGCUGCUACAGGUGCAGCUUCCUGUACCUGCUCCUGGACGGAGCGUGCAAGGCCAGCUGCCCGGAGGGCUUCUUCGAAGACCUGGACCAGGGGCGCUGCGUCCGCUGCCACCCCACCUGCGCCACCUGCUCCGGGCCCCUGCCGGACGACUGCGAGGCCUGCUCCGCCCUCUACCCGAAACUGUACGAGGGCACCUGCUUGGAGGCCUGUCCCGCGGGCACGUAUUACGAAACCGCCGCCGGGGAGUGCCAAGAGUGUGACCAGACCUGCGCGGAAUGUUCCGGUCCGCUGCCCACGCAGUGCUCCCGCUGUGAGAAGGGCCUGGCCCUGGACCCGAACACCAUGAUGUGCGGCGUCACCGGCGACUCCCGCUGCCCGCCCAGAACCUUCCUGCAGCAGAACCAGUUCACCUGCCGGUCCUGCCACGGCCACUGCCAGUCCUGCGACGGGCCCGGAGCCUCUGACUGCCUGACGUGCGCCACGCCCAGAUUCCUCCACAACGGCUCUUGUGUGAGCCAGUGCCCCGCGGGCUCCUUCUCCUCCAGCGAGCAGGCGGACGGCGUGGAGCUGGGCAUCUGCUCCCCCUGCGACCCAAUCUGCGCCUCCUGCAAUGGGGCGUCGCCCAAGGACUGCCUGACCUGCUCCCCCGGCCACCUGCAGCUCCUCAACCUCUGCCUCUCCCACUGCCCCACGGGGUACUACGCUGAGGGGAGCCGGUGCGAGCGGUGCGACCGCUCCUGUGAGCUGUGCUCCGGGCCGGGGCCCGAGUCCUGCCUGGCCUGCCCCCACCACCUGCUGGACCUGCGGGGCGCCCGGCUGUGCGUGGAGCGCUGCCCGCAGAGGUUCUACCAGCAGGCCCACGCCUGCCGCCAGUGCCACUCCAGCUGCAAGACCUGCACAGACGGUACGCCCCAGGGGUGUCUGACCUGCGACUGGGGGAGCACACUGCAGGACGGCAUCUGCUACCCCCGCUGCGAGGAGAGCCGCUACUUCUCUGAGGAGGAGCAGUGCGAGCCGUGUGACGGCUCCUGCAGGCACUGCUUCGGGCCCCGGCCGGACCAGUGCGUCACCUGCCACCCCGAAUCUGCGCUCCAAGCCCUGGAGGACCGCUGCACCAGGUGCUGCCAGACGGCCUCCAACGCCACCGACUGCUGCCUCUGCGACACCACCACAGCGCUGUGUGUGGAGCCCCCCGGGCCGGUGACGCAGAAGGACCGCGCGGCGGUGAACCUCAGCACCCGCACGCUCCAGCACACCCCGGCCGCGCUGCCCGUCUCCCUCAUCAUCCUGGUCGCGGCGCUAACCGCGUACGCCCUGGUCCAAGCCCGGUCCAGGAAGAGGCUGUGCUGGAAGGACCGUUACGAGAGGCUGGGCGGCGGCGGCGAGCGGCUCGACUACGAACACAUGCCCCACGGCGUGCCCGAACCCGAGGACAGCGGCGACGAGGCGGACGUGGUCUACACCAGCCGGGACGGCACGGUCUACCGCCGGUACAACUUCCUCGAGGACCAGGACUCUGAAUGCGAGCUGGAGCUGGAUGAGAACACCCAUCUCAAGACCUAGAUUCCAGAAAGCUGCCAUUUUGGAUUACAUUCCAGAACAUUCCAUUAAAGGGAUCUGUUCACUGUAUUUAAAAAUGAUCCCCCCCCCACCCCAUCCAGUUGUACUAGUUUUCCUGAUGAGAAAAAUAUGUUUUCACGUGUAUUCUUACAAAUGUGGAUGGAAGGCUCUCAAAAUUACCUCUUUUGUUUUGAGCCAAAAUGAUUUGAGCUGCAGUGUUGAUUAGUUUGGAUGGAUGCUCAACUGAUGAAUUUGAUGUUAAGAUAUUUAUCUGUCUACAUUACGUGUGGAAAGCAGGAGAGGGCAGCCAGCUGUGAUUGGCUCAAAGGGUUAAAAUAAAUAAAUAUAUAAUAAUUUGU
Messenger RNA from Anguilla anguilla (European eel), 3612 nucleotides. Its product is annotated as proprotein convertase subtilisin/kexin type 5. NCBI's taxonomy places the organism in Eukaryota, Metazoa, Chordata, Actinopteri, Anguilliformes, Anguillidae. The record is from RefSeq and is a predicted model, not a curated record. The transcript is spliced from 16 exons. The coding region runs from base 341 to 3256 and encodes 971 amino acids.